GCAUUUCUUUCUGAGAGGCGAACAGCAGACAGGCAUUUGAGAUUCUAUAUAGCGGGAGAAUAUAGUGUUGGCAACGCUCUUUCAACCUCCAACAUUCCUCGACAUGCAGUUAUGAUUUUGUGGAAUUGACAACAAAGAACAGUGGAUUGGAGAAGGAUUGACAUUUCAGUACAAAGAAACUAAGAGAGUCACCUACUCCAAGCAGUGUAGAGGGGGAAACCAACUACUGCAGCUCCAUGGCUGACCCAAUAAAGCUGGCUGACCCAAAGCUGGCUGAACUAAGAGACAGCAUGGCAGAUUUUACAGUGCAGACGGCCAAGCACUCCAACCCUCCAAUCUCCUCCACUCCCCUGCGGCCGCCCAGCGAACAGCAGUCCAAGGACCGGGCCUCCAAAAGGCUUUCCUCCGAGUCCAACGGGACCAGCGAGGGUGGGGCAGGGUCGCGGACGCCCGUGGAGAUAACCGCACUGGAGGAGUCGUUCCGGCGCUUCGCCAUCCACGGCGACACACGUGCCACAGGAAAGGACAUGCAUGGCAAGAACUGGUCCAAGCUGUGCAAGGACUGCGGCGUCAUCGACGGAAAAACUGUCACCCUCACGGACGUGGAUAUCGUCUUCACUAAAGUCAAGAAGAAAUCCUGUCGCACCAUCACGUUUGACGAGUUCAAGGCAGCGUUGGGAGAGCUGGCCAGCAAGAGAUUCAAGGAGAAACCGGGAGAGGAGGCGGAGGGGGAGGUCUUCAGGAUGAUUGAGGGGAAGAAACCGGUCAUUAAAGGAGUCACGAGAGCGGUGGCUUCUCCCACCGUGUCUCGUCUGACGGACACGACCAAGUUCACUGGGUCACACAAGGAGCGCUUUGACGAGAGUGGCCGUGGGAAGGGGAAGGCAGGUCGCGUGGACAUGGUGGACACAUCCGGGUACGUCGCAGGAUACAAACACCUCGGGUCAUAUGAGAAGAAAGUCACCAAGCCCACCGGGCCCCCUGGAGCCGGGCCCCCUGGAGGAGGGCCCCAUGGAGGAGGGCCCCCUGGAGCCGGGCCCCCUAGAGCCGGGCCCCCUGGAGCCAAACCAGUGUGAAGAAAGUAGAAAAGAAACAAACAAACAGAAACAUAAGACCAACUACUAGGAUAAUAAUUUUCUAAAGAAAGAACUCCAUGAAAGCACAACAAAAGGAUAGGAUUUCAUAUUUUCUCACCCAUCUUGUUUUCUUUUCGCGAGUGGGAUGUUUUGAGUUCCUCUCUUUUUUGUUAUGUGUGAGAACUGGAAAACUGUUUACAUCAAUUUUUACAGCUGGUACAUUCCUGACAGAUCGCAAGUUACUGCCAAAGGUUCAAAUGAAGCCACCAACCAACAAGGGAAACAACUGUUUUACUCUGCAUUUUUUGAAACCUCUUCAUGAUGAUAGGCGUCUUCACAUAUGUAUUAUAAGCACUAUGAAUAACACCAUACCAAGAAAAACUAAUAAGAGAAGGAAGGGUUCGCCAAAUGAUUUAACAAGAUUGCACUUUGCUUUAGAUAGGCAAUAGCUUCUUUUCCCAUUUUUAGUUGAAGAAAUACAUCCUUAAUUUCAUACUUUUUAGUUAGUUGAAUGUCUAUUGGCAUAAACUGGUGAAGUAGAUAUACUGGUAGGUUGUUAUAUUGAUCAAACCAUCUUCAAUAUCAACUUUCUGCCUUUCCUCUGGUCAAUGAGGUCUGCUGUAUGAGUCUUCAUCUACUGGCUGUAUGAGUCUUCAUCUACUGGCUGUAUGAGUCUUCAUCUACUGGCUGUAUGAGUCUUCAUCUACUGGCUGUAUGAAUCUUCAUCUACUGGCUGUAUGAGUCUUCAUCUACUGGCUGUAUGAGUCUUCAUCUACUGGCUGUAUGAGUCUUCAUCUACUGGCUGUAUGAGUCUUCAUCUACUUGCUGUCUGUUCUCCUUUAUACUUCAUCAUAGUUUACACAUAUUGACGACAACAUUGUUUGCCUUCAAUUGUUCUUAAAAUAACUAAACCUUUAAACAGGAUAUGUAGAAGUUCUGAGUCUUCCUGUCUUUAGCUACGUAUAUCAUAUGAAUGAUAACAUUUUAUUUUUGUUCAUUCUACCGUCAGAUAUCAAGUUUGUUAUCUAUGAGUCUUAACUUCCCUUUCUUGUGAAUCUUGCUUUUAUAAACAUUCUGUGGAGUUAUAUCGGUACUGUACCUUGUGUAUUUACAACACAAGGAGAAGAAUACUGCUAGAAUGAUUUCAUAUCCUAAGGCCACGUCUUGUCUGGUUCCUUCUGAAACCCUCGUCCAUUAUUUACACCCCCAGCAUAUUAAACAAGAUAACAGGUCAAUGACCCUGAAAUGAUCAUCUCUAAUCAUUAAUCUAAAUCACACACACACCAAUUUGAUAAGGCUCCACAGUUUGUUCCACACUAUGUCUGGUUGUAUUAGCUGGACCUCUGAAACUAAGAGGUGAGCUGGGUUGUUCAGGUUUGUAUUUUUCAAUAUUUAACUGAUAUGAUAUUGCCGUCAGAUUUCUAUAGUUCUAAUAUAUUGGUGGUAAGAGUGUGUAUAUUUCUAAACAUGCGGCCGCAUGGCUUCAUUUAAGACACUGACCUGCGUUUGUUUUUCUUGUCUUGCUGUAUCUUAUGCAUGAAGUAAUGGAAUGCUACUACUUUACCAUUAACAAUAUGAACCAGACAACAUAUUUCAGAGGUCUCAUUUCAACCUGCUGUGUUAGUGACUUGCUCUGCUCCUACGUUCUGGCAGAGUAGUCAGACCAAUGGAAUUCAAACUAAAACAACUUCACUUUGACAGGAGGACCAAGUUGUGGUUACAUUGUGAGUGUACAGAGACCAUAGAGAUCCUAUAAAUGACUAUGUAUAGACUAAGAAUAUCAAAGGGGACAUUUGUGGCCAAGGAGUUGGGUGACAUUAUCAGGUGAUAUCAUUGACCGUACAUGCAGAAGAAAUCUAUAGCUUGGUGGAACCAGCCUGAUCGUUGCAUUCACUAUGAAAGAGAAUCAUGAACCAGCCUGAUCGCUGCGUUCACUAUGAAAGAGAAUGAUGAACCAGCCUGAUCGCUGUGUUCACAAUGAAAUAGAACCAUGAAAGAGAAUGAUGAACCAGCCUGAUCGCUGCGUUCACUAUGAAAGAGAAUGAUGAACCAGCCUGAUCGCUGCGUUCACUAUGAAAGAGAAUGAUGAACCAGCCUGAUCGCUGCGUACACUAUGAAAGAGAAUGAUGAACCAGCCUGAUCGCUGCGUUCACAAUGAAAUAGAACCAUGAAAGAGAAUGAUGAACCAGCCUGAUCGCUGCGUUCACAAUGAAAUAGAACCAUGAAAGAGAAUGAUGAACCAGCCUGAUCGUUGCGUUCACUAUGAAAGAGAAUGAUGAACCAGCCUGAUCGCUAUGUUCACAAUGAAAUAGAACCAUGAAAGAGAAUGAUGAACCAGCCUGAUCGCUGCGUUCACUAUGAAAGAGAAUGAUGAACCAGCCUGAUCGCUGCGUUCACUAUGAAAGAGAAUGAUGAACCAGCCUGAUCGCUGCGUACACUAUGAAAGAGAAUGAUGAACCAGCCUGAUCGCUGCGUUCACAAUGAAAUAGAACCAUGAAAGAGAAUGAUGAACCAGCCUGAUCGCUGCGUUCACAAUGAAAUAGAACCAUGAAAGAGAAUGAUGAACCAGCCUGAUCGUUGCGUUCACUAUGAAAGAGAAUGAUGAACCAGCCUGAUCGCUGCGUUCACUAUGAAAGAGAAUGAUGAACCAGCCUGAUCGCUGCGUUCACAAUGAAAUAGAACCAUGAAAGAGAAUGAUGAACCAGCCUGAUCGUUGCGUUCACUAUGAAAGAGAAUGAUGAACCAGCCUGAUCGCUGCGUUCACAAUGAAAUAGAAUGAUGUACCAGCCUGAUCGCUGCGUUCACUAUGACAGAGAAUGAUGAACCAGCCUGAUCGCUGCGUUCACCAUGAAAUAGAAUGAUGAACCAGCCUGAUCAUUGCGUUCACUAUGAAAGAGAAUGAUGAACCAGCCUGAUCGCUGCGUUCACAAUGAAAUAGAACCAUGAAAUAGAAUGAUGAACCAGCCUGAUCGCUGCGUUCAUUAUGAAAGAGAAUGAUGAACCAGCCUGAUCGCUGCGUUCACUAUGAAAGAGAAUGAUGAACCAGCCUGAUCGCUGCGUUCACUAUGAAAGAGAAUGAUGAACCAGCCUGAUCGCUGUGUUCACAAUGAAAUAGAACCAUGAAAGAGAAUGAUGAACCAGCCUGAUCGCUGCGUUCACUAUGAAAGAGAAUGAUGAACCAGCCUGAUCGCUGCGUUCACUAUGAAAGAGAAUGAUGAACCAGCCUGAUCGCUGCGUUCACAAUGAAAUAGAACCAUGAAAGAGAAUGAUGAACCAGCCUGAUCGCUGCGUUCAUUAUGAAAGAGAAUGAUGAACCAGCCUGAUCGCUGCGUUCACUAUGAAAGAGAAUGAUGAACCAGCCUGAUCGCUGCGUUCACUAUGAAAGAGAAUGAUGAACCAGCCUGAUCGCUGUGUUCACAAUGAAAUAGAACCAUGAAAGAGAAUGAUGAACCAGCCUGAUCGCUGCGUUCACUAUGAAAGAGAAUGAUGAACCAGCCUGAUCGCUGCGUUCACUAUGAAAGAGAAUGAUGAACCAGCCUGAUCGCUGCGUUCACUAUGAAAGAGAAUGAUGAACCAGCCUGAUCGCUGCGUUCACAAUGAAAUAGAACCAUGAAAGAGAAUGAUGAACCAGCCUGAUCGCUGCGUUCACAAUGAAAUAGAACCAAGAAAGAGAAUGAUGAACCAGCCUGAUCGUUGCGUUCACUAUGAAAGAGAAUGAUGAACCAGCCUGAUCGCUGCGUUCACAAUGAAAUAGAACCAUGAAAGAGAAUGAUGAACCAGCCUGAUCGCUGCGUUCACAAUGAAAUAGAACCAUGAAAGAGAAUGAUGAACCAGCCUGAUCGUUGCGUUCACUAUGAAAGAGAAUGAUGAACCAGCCUGAUCGCUGCGUUCACUAUGAAAGAGAAUGAUGAACCAGCCUGAUCGCUGCGUUCACUAUGAAAGAGAAUGAUGAACCAGCCUGAUCGCUGCGUUCACAAUGAAAUAGAAUGAUGUACCAGCCUGAUCGCUGCGUUCACUAUGAAAGAGAAUGAUGAACCAGCCUGAUCGCUGUGUUCACUAUGAAAGAGAAUGAUGAACCAGCCUGAUCGCUGCGUUCACUAUGAAAGAGAAUGAUGAACCAGCCUGAUCGCUGCGUUCACUAUGAAAGAGAAUGAUGAACCAGCCUGAUCGCUGCGUUCACCAUGAAAUAGAAUGAUGAACCAGCCUGAUCGCUGCGUUCACCAUGAAAUAGAAUGAUGAACCAGCCUGAUCGCUGCGUUCACAAUGAAAUAGAACCAUGAAAUAGAAUGAUGAACCAGCCUGAUCGCUGCGUUCACAAUGAAAUAGAACCAUGAAAGAGAAUGAUGAACCAGCCUGAUCGCUGCGUUCACUAUGAAAGAGAAUGAUGAACCAGCCUGAUCAUUGCGUUCACAAUGAAAUAGAACCAUGAAAGAGAAUGAUGAACCAGCCUGAUCGCUGCGUUCACUAUGAAAUAGAAUCAUGAAAUAGAAUGAUGAACCAGCAAUCAGGCUGGUUCCACCAGGCUACAAAAUCAAAUGUCAGCAAUUUGAAUUGUAUCAAAUGGAUGCAUAUGAAACUAGAAGGUUUUACAUUCUAAAUGAAAAAGACUCCUAUGCCAUAGAUACUACAGGUAGGUACAUAUGACUAGUGACUUCAUCAGUAUUGUUUGUGACCCUUGAACUCUUGUCUUUGAAGAUGUUUUAGAGAAACCUUUUUAGUGUAAACACUGUUAUCCUGACACUUUCUACGGCACACAUUCAACAGAACACAAAAGGCAGGGUAAUAUAGUACUGUGAUAUUUGAUGGACAUACUGUAUGAGGUGAAGGGGAUGAACAAAGAAGUAGACUUUUGUAGGACAUAUAUUUUUUCAGCAUAAUGACAUACUGUUGCUUUCAUACUGGCCACCCUACCUUAGCCUCUGCUGACCAAUAAGACUCAUGCGUUGAUUGAGAUCAACACCUGUUAACUAGUUGAAUCGUAAUCACUUUAGUACGAUUUGUCUUGUGUGCUUAAUGCCAAAUACUGUGCACCUUUUCGUGUGGAGAAGCAAAUCCUUAUUUUUCAAAAAAAUAACUUGUUAAUGUAUGAUUAUUGUGACCUGGUGCAUGCUUUGUGUUUUGGUUCUUGUUCUCGAGACCUGUGUGUUCAUGAUUUGUAGCAUUGAUGAAAAUAAAAACUCCCCAUCCUGAAGAA
Oncorhynchus nerka (sockeye salmon) is the source of this 6270-nucleotide messenger RNA. RefSeq names its product tubulin polymerization-promoting protein. Lineage: Eukaryota; Metazoa; Chordata; Actinopteri; Salmoniformes; Salmonidae. The record is from RefSeq and is a predicted model, not a curated record. Gene Ontology annotation, molecular function: tubulin binding. Gene Ontology annotation, biological process: microtubule polymerization; microtubule bundle formation; positive regulation of protein polymerization. The transcript is spliced from 5 exons. Gene Ontology annotation, cellular component: microtubule. The coding region runs from base 237 to 1076 and encodes 279 amino acids.